UGACGUUGACUAAGGAAAGAACAGCAAGAACAACAACAACAACAACAGCAACAUGGCGGCCAUAUUCAAGCUGGUGAUCAUGGUGUUCCUGCUGUGCCUGGUGUCGUGUGGCAUGGGGCUCCCUGACCCCGACCCACAACGCUUCCACCACCAUCACAGGGGCGGCGGACAUAGGCAUGGGGGCGGCAUCUUCGGGCACGGCGGCGGCUUCGGGCACGGCGGCGGCUUCGGGCAUGGCGGCGGCUUCGGGCACGGCGGCGGCUUCGGGCAUGGCGGCGGCUUCGGGCAUGGCGGCGGCUUCGGGCACGGCGGCGGUCAUAGGCACGGCUGA
Eriocheir sinensis (Chinese mitten crab) is the source of this 331-nucleotide messenger RNA. RefSeq lists its product as uncharacterized. NCBI's taxonomy places the organism in Eukaryota, Metazoa, Arthropoda, Malacostraca, Decapoda, Varunidae. The coding region runs from base 53 to 331 and encodes 92 amino acids. The record is from RefSeq and is a predicted model, not a curated record. The transcript is spliced from 2 exons.